This is a messenger RNA of Ixodes scapularis (black-legged tick), 4377 nucleotides long. RefSeq names its product ATP-sensitive inward rectifier potassium channel 12. Gene Ontology annotation, molecular function: inward rectifier potassium channel activity. The transcript is spliced from 7 exons. Gene Ontology annotation, cellular component: plasma membrane. The coding region runs from base 1291 to 2730 and encodes 479 amino acids. The record is from RefSeq and is a predicted model, not a curated record. Gene Ontology annotation, biological process: regulation of monoatomic ion transmembrane transport; potassium ion import across plasma membrane. Lineage: Eukaryota; Metazoa; Arthropoda; Arachnida; Ixodida; Ixodidae.
GGACUCGCCCUCCCCCACGCCGAGGCCUUGCCUUUGCGCCGCCUUGCUGCCUUGUUGCAAGUUCGCCAGGGGGGCAAAAGUUUGUUCGAUGCUGUCGGAAGGCGACGAUGAACAAGUUUGUUGUGGCUCGUCGUCGGAGUGCGGCUGUUUUUUAACCGCUGCCCCGCUUCGCGAAAAGUGCAACCCCCAUGCGUCGUCGACGUCGAUGUGCGUUUGUGGUGCCGUCUCCGACGACGACGUGAAAGAUCGGGCGACUUUGCUGGGACGGAGAGGAAGUUCGACGCUGAGCGACGCCUUUCGCCCGCUCUGAUCGUUGACGGCUUCCUUUUUUUCUUCUCUCUCGAAGCUCGCCAGUGUCCCGCUACCCUCGUCAUAGAGACAAAAUCAAGCAACCCUUCUCCGCCUGGGACCUGCUUGCGAAGAAUGCGUACGCUCAGCUAGCCACCAACACUCGACUUGUAGGACUGCAAAUAAUCAAAUUUUAUAAUCGCGGCCACGUUGAACCGCUGGCAAGGCUCAAAUAAGCCCAGAAAAGACCGAGGUCCCUACGGCACUGUUGCCACGACGCCACCACAACGAAGACAGCUGCGCUGAUCGGGCUGACUUUUUUCUUUUUGCCGAGAGUGUCUGAAAGCCCCGAGUGUUUGAAGGCAAACGAAUUCAAGUUAAAGUAGGCAACUUUAUAGGCCUAAGCGCGGACCAACUAAGCAUAACGACCAGUGUGAUAGAUUCAAGGACCAUAAGCCAGCCGUCAACAACGGGAAGUUGGCGUGCCAGGCCGUUGGCACCCGGUAGGCCUGGCGAAAGCCGAAGCUGUUAGGCCUAACAAGCGGGUACUCGUUAUGCACAAAGCCAACCGAGAGGCUAGGCCCAUAAGAAGAAGCGAAACCGCUGGCUCUAAGGAAAGGCGUUACUAGGCCUAACCGAAAGACGAACUCGAUUAGGCCUUACCGAAGCGAAAGACAGAAGGCCCGAAGGGUGUUAAGCCUGAGAACAACGAAGAACAUCUUGGGUGCAACAAGUGCUUAGCCUAAGGAAGACGAAUACCACUACUGCCAACGAAGGCCGCUACGGCUGCUGGGGCGAAGACACAGAAUACGAGGCGUAUAGCGAGUGCAAGGCCUAAGGAAGGCGGAGAACGCUAGGCCUAACGCCGAGACGGGAGUCGCCGCUGCACCGUCGGCGGCAUGAGCGUGUUGGUGUGUCCGCUACAGCUGAGGUGACCACCGGCGCUUCGUCGUAGAGGAGGCUGGACGGCGGCCGCGAGCGGACCGCGUCCCUUCCGACAAGAUGAAGUUCGUGGAGAUGGAGAACGGCCAGGCGUGGCAGCAGCUCAUCUCGCGGAGCCACGGGCUGAACCCCUCGGCGGCCGGGGGAGGUGCCGGGGAUUCGGACUACGACACACCCAGUAACCAGGGCGAGUCUAGCACGAGCAGCCGUCGCAUCCUGACCAAGCACCUGUCCCUGAACGGGUUUCCGCGGUGCGCGGACGGUGGGGACGGCGUGGGCGGCGGCAACGCCGACGACUCUCCCGUAGUGCGCUACCAGAAGGCCAAGAUCAUCCCGAGCAGGGCGCGAAAGAGGGUCAUCUUCAAGAACGGCAGUGUGAACCUCUCCAAGGAGCACGUCUACAAGAGGUCGCAGCGCUACCUCCAGGACAUCUUCACCACCCUGGUGGACAUUCAAUGGCGCUGGAACCUGAUGGUGUUCUCGAUGGGCUUCAUCCUGAGCUGGCUCGUGUUCGCCAUCAUCUGGUGGCUCAUCAUGUUCGCGCACGGCGACUUCGACCCCCACGAGGGCGACUGGACGCCGUGCAUCGUGGACGUGACCUCGUUCACGUCGGCCUUCCUGUUCUCGCUGGAGACGCAGCACACGAUCGGCUACGGUAGCCGCGCCAUCACGCCCGAGUGUCCGGAGGCCGUGUUCAUCCUCUGCAUGCAGUCCAUCACGGGCGUCAUGAUCCAGUGCUUCAUGGCGGGCAUCGUGUUCGCUAAGCUGUCCCGGCCCAAGAAGCGCUCCCAGACGCUGCUCUUCAGCAGGAACGCCGUCGUCUGCCUCCGGGACGGGAAGCUCUGCCUCCUCUUCAGGGUCGGCGAUAUGCGCAAGUCGCACAUCAUCGGCACCAACAUCGCGGCGCAGAUCAUCCGCCGGAAGGUGACGGCCGAGGGCGAGGUGAUCCCGUACUACCACACCCAGCUGGACGUGCGCUUCGACGCCGGCUCGGACAGCAUCCUGUUCAUCUGGCCGGCCACCAUCGUGCACGAGAUCGGCGAGACGAGCCCCUUCUACAACAUGUCUGCCGAGGACGUGCUGCGGGAGAAGUUCGAGAUCGUGGUCAUCCUCGAGGGCACCAUCGAGUCCACGGGCCAGUCGAUCCAGGCGCGCUCCUCGUACCUGCCCUCCGAGCUGCUCUGGGGCCACCGCUUCGAGCAGCUCGUCCGCUUCCAGAAGGACUCGUCCGAGUACCUCGUCGACUACUCAAAGUUCAACAACACGUACGAGGUGGAGACGCCGCUGUGCAGCGCCCGCGACUUCUACGAGUACCAGCGGAUGCUCCGCAACGCGCCCCGCAUGGUGGCGCUGAGUACGCCCAUCCCCAACAUGGCGGACGACCGGGGCUCCCCGGGCACGCAGCAGCAGGGCCUGAGGAGGGCCACGCCGCCGGACAAGCUGCUCAACGCCGCCACGGUCACGCAGCUGCUCCCGCUCCAGCUGCCCAAGGAGCUCUGAGUUUUCCCGAGAGCUGGAAGAAAGCCCUAAGCAAACGCAGACAGCCCGAGUCACAAUACGCCGACGACCAAUCAUCAAGUGCCACCACGUGAUCGGAGAAGCGCCCAGCCCAGCACAGCCCACACACAACGACAAGCCGCAAGCAUAGUGUUCGCCUAAAGUGCCUUCGUCAUCGUUAUCAACAAAAUCACGAACGCCCAUGGAUGCAAAAACCAGUGGUGUUUUACGUCUUCCAGACUAGAAGGGUGCUCUACAUUAUUUUUUGUUUCGUUUCGUUGAAAGACGGUUCAUCGACAGAGAUGGUGCUGAUGACGAUUUAGUGCUGCAUUCUUUCUCUGUGAGGCGACGCCGAAAUUGAAAACAGAACAAACGGAAGUGGGUAUUCCAAGAUGACGCCCAGCACACUUCCGGUCCGCAACGUCUCUCUAUGGCGAUUGGUUGGGCACCGGAAGGCCUUGGCGACGGGUCCCAGAAUCACGCACAACGUGAACUUUCUCAUUUUGUUUUCCGUGGUGUGACUUUUCGCUACGGCAUGUGUGUACGUGUGUGUGUGUGUGUGCAAAACAGUGCCUUUCUAGAGAUAAGUAAAGUAAUGAGACACCGGGAGAGCGUUCGUAAUCACGAGCCCUGUCGCAUUUAAACGAGCUUAGCGCCAGAGCAGACGAUAUUACGGACAGUGGCGGACGGCGUGAAUAACCGACGACGCGCUGCCGUUCAAGUUACGAUUUGAUCAGUAGUGUGAUCAAGGUGUGCCUUUAGGACAAAGUUGCUGUCAAAACAAACUUACAAAUGUGGCAGAAGUAUUUUUGGCGCGUAUUGUUCAAAAGAAACGAACUAAAGAACGCGGCUUGGUUGUUUUUGAUUCAAUGUCAAGACUGUCCUGGCAACAACAGAAACAAAUACGAUAACGCUAAACUAAAAAGAAAUAAAAUAAAAAAAAAGAGGAAGAGACUAAAGUCACAAUCGAGUCGCAGUUCCAUUCUGGUAUUUUAUAAAGCGGGCUUUUAUUGAGCAGUUUUUUAGUAAGAAGCUGACUGUCUUUUGUCUUCGUGAUAAAUCAGUCUGCUAAGUGCGGAGUAGUUUUGUGAUAUUACCUUGUCGGUCAUUGUUCGAUAAAGCUCAGCGGCCUGUAAUUAGACAAUGGGGAGUUAGCUGCGCGACUCUGAAACAUUUCUUGUUGUUUUUUUUCUUACGUGCGAUUACGUGUAUCUCGGUGAAGACGUAUACAUGCUGAGGUUAUCGUCUGCUGUUGCGCAGGCUUAAUCUGCAUUUUGAAGCGAACGCCGCCAUUUUUUGUGGUCUGUAAAAUAGUGUCGAUAUAGGGAAGGGGCUAAAUGGUGGGCUAGUUAGCUAUCAAAGUGUGAGGUGUUUUUCUUUUUUUCUUUGAGACAUUUUUGAGCUUUGCAAUAAUGAAAUGAAGGGGACCAAGUUUUGAGUGCAUUUGUUUCAUCCUCUCUUCUUUUACGUUUUAUAUCGUAAGAUCGAGACCUUAUGAGAAACUGUCCGUGUAUUUUUCUACGAAAAAAAAAAAAAAAGAAAGACGGAGCGUUGCCAAAGUUUUUUUUUUCUUUCUUGUUGUUGAAUCGCUCUAGAAGUUUUUAUCUUGCUCUUUGUUUAGAUAUACCAAUAAACGAAACUUGUUUUGGA